Messenger RNA from Pangasianodon hypophthalmus (striped catfish), 867 nucleotides. RefSeq names its product gamma-crystallin M2. Gene Ontology annotation, molecular function: structural constituent of eye lens. The record is from RefSeq and is a predicted model, not a curated record. The coding region runs from base 58 to 594 and encodes 178 amino acids. The transcript has 3 exons. Gene Ontology annotation, biological process: visual perception; lens development in camera-type eye. NCBI's taxonomy places the organism in Eukaryota, Metazoa, Chordata, Actinopteri, Siluriformes, Pangasiidae.
CAGGCAGGAUGUCAGUUCACCAGUUGGAAGCAGCUUGAACAAACCAAACCAGUCAUCAUGACUAUGGGCAAGGUUAUCUUCUAUGAGGACAGGAACUUCAUGGGGCGCUCCUAUGAGUGCACCGGUGAUUUUUCCGAUAUGCACUCUUACAUGAGCCGCUGCCACUCCUGCAGGGUGGAGAGCGGCUGCUGGAUGGUCUACGACCGCACCAACUUCAUGGGAAACCAGUAUUUCAUGAGGAGGGGCGAGUACGCUGACUACAUGAACAUGUGGGGCUGGGGCAACAACUGCAUCAGGUCCUGCCGCAUGAUCCCCAUGUACAGAGGAUCCUACAGAAUGAGGGUCUAUGAGAGGGACAACUUCAUGGGUCAGAUGAUGGAUGUGAUGGAUGACUGUGAUUCCUUCAAUGAUCGCUACCACUGGUCCAAUGGCUGCAUGUCCUGCCAUGUGAUGGACGGCCACUGGCUCAUGUAUGAGCAUCCCCACUACAGAGGCAGGAUGUGGUACUUCAGGCCUGGAGAGUACAGGAACUUCAGGGACUACGGUGGCAUGAGGUUCAUGAGCAUGAGGCGUAUCAUGGACUCCUGGUAUUAAAAGCAAACUGAGCUAAAGUGUCAAACACAGUUUGAAUAAAUUCCAGCAAAUCAGAGAUUUGUAUUAUUUCUCUCCCACCAUGAAGACAGGUUUUUUUUUUAACUUUUUUGUAAGAAAUUACUUGGUGUUAGAUCAGAAAAUGGAAUAUAAUUUGAUAAGAAAUGUCAACCUCAUAAGAAAGCUAAAAUGAAAUGUAAACAAUGUCAAAAUUCUUUAAAUGAAACUGAAAAAUGUAUCUCAAAACAUUUAAUAAAACCAUUUGUUUUCAGUACA